Australozyma saopauloensis is the source of this 576-nucleotide messenger RNA. Its product is annotated as aminoacyl-tRNA hydrolase. The record is from RefSeq and is a predicted model, not a curated record. Gene Ontology annotation, molecular function: peptidyl-tRNA hydrolase activity. Gene Ontology annotation, cellular component: mitochondrion; cytosol. The transcript has a single exon. The coding region runs from base 1 to 576 and encodes 191 amino acids. NCBI's taxonomy places the organism in Eukaryota, Fungi, Ascomycota, Pichiomycetes, Serinales, Metschnikowiaceae.
AUGGCUUCUCCAGCACUCCGAAUUUUCGCCCUAGGGCUUGUGACUGGUUAUGCCAUCAAAACUGUCGUUCCGCUCAUUACUAAAAAAUCGAAAAAGGCAAAAAAGCCCGUCGCUCCGACCGAAGAUGAGCUCUCUGAGUCCGAGUACGAAUCUGAAUCUGAUCCAGAAAACGACAUCGACUCUUCGGAAUUGAAUAACUUGCCUGGAGAGGUCCGCAUGACUUUGGUGGUUCGCCAGGACCUCAAGAUGGGUAAAGGAAAAGCUGCUGCGCAAUGUUCUCAUGCCACUUUGGCGUUGUACAAAAAGAUGUCUAACCCAGAAUCAAAAGCUUUUAAUCCAGAGAUGCUUCGGCGCUGGGAAUACGGCAAUGGCCAAGCUAAAAUCACCUUGCAGGUUCCAAACCAGGAGGAGAUGGAUCUCUUGUUUGCAACGGCCAUGUCUUUGGGGGUCAAUGCAUACAUAGUCCAUGAUGCUGGAAGAACCCAAAUCGCCGCCGGCAGCGCUACGGUUCUUGGACUUGGCCCAGCUCCCAAAUCCGUCAUGGACCAGAUCACCUCUCUGCUUAAAUUGUACUAA